This is a messenger RNA of Condylostylus longicornis, 1593 nucleotides long. Its product is annotated as beta-mannosidase-like. The record is from RefSeq and is a predicted model, not a curated record. The transcript has 9 exons. Gene Ontology annotation, biological process: glycoprotein catabolic process. Gene Ontology annotation, molecular function: beta-mannosidase activity. Lineage: Eukaryota; Metazoa; Arthropoda; Insecta; Diptera; Dolichopodidae. Bases 1 to 1593 code for a protein of 530 amino acids.
AUGAUUUAUUUAGAAUGUAGAAAUGAUUAUAAAGUAUCAACAGAACAUAUUAAAAUUUAUACAAACCGAAUUAUAUGCGCGAGACCGAAUUAUAGCCGUAUGACUGAAGAAAGAUGCCCUGAUUUAACAACAUUACACAAAAGUGCAAUAUCCCCAUUUGAUUUAUUGGAAAUUUUUGGUCGAAAAUACCGUCGAAUUGGAUGUAAUAUUCUAGAUUCAACACCAUUUAAUACAAUUGAUCAAAUUGGAAUAUUUUUUAAAAAUAAUUUAAAGAAUUCGUUUACAGAUGUAAGAUUUUCUAUAACUAUAGAAACUGUACAAAAUAUUAAACGUAUAGGUCAUCAUGCAAGUAUAGCAAUAAUUGCUGGUAAUAAUGAAAAUGAAGCUGCAUUAGUACAAAAUUGGUACAAUACAAAACCUGAGCAGAAACGUUUUGAAAAAGAAUAUCGGCUUUUAUAUAAUGCAACAAUCAACGAUAAGUUAAGAAAAUUUUAUAAUCAUCCAUCAAGACCAGAAACAUUAACAUCAUCACCAUCAAAUGGUGAUAAAACUAUUGAAGACGAUUUUAUAUCACAGCCACAAGAUCCAAAUUAUGGUGACAUACAUUUCUAUGAAUAUUUUCGUGAUUGGUCUGAUCCAGACGUAUAUCCAAUACCAAGAUUUUCCUCAGAAUAUGGUUUUCAAUCAUUACCACAAAAAUCUGCAUGGGAUAAAAUUAUGUAUAAUCAUGAUAAUUUCAAUGAUUUAUUAGAACAUCGUCCACAUUUACCAUUUGGUAAUGAAAUAAGAUCAUGUUUAAUAUUCCGACAAUUACCAUUAAUAACAUCAGAUCAACCAGAUUAUGCUGAAAAUAUUAUAUACUUUAGUCAGCUUACACAAGCUUUAGCUACAAAAUUAGAAACUGAAAUUCUUCGUAAAAAUCGUAAUAGUAAACAUAAUACAAUGGGCGCAUUAUAUUGGCAGUUAAAUGAUGUUUGGAUAGCACCAUCAUGGUCUUGUAUUGAUUUUAAUGGAAAUUAUAAGUUUCUUCAUUAUUGGGCUAAAGAAUUUAUGAAACCAAUAUCAAUAAUAGCACAUUCAAAUAAAAGUACAAAUGAUGUUGAAAUAACAGUUAUAAGAGAUACCAUCGAAAAGUCACCAUUAACCUUUAAUAUUAUUCGGAAUACUUUCUUAUAUAAUACAUUAGCUCCAGCAAAAAUAUAUGCAGCCAAAACUAUUUCUAUUAAACCAGAUAGUGUAUUGUCAGCUGAUACAUUCCAACUUGAAUCAAAUUUAGAUCCAAAAACAUAUUUUUAUGAGAUUCUUCUUAAAGAUGGUAUUCUUCUUAAAGAUACUAUUGCUAAAACAUAUCAUUUUCCUCAACCUAUUAAAAAAGCAGUCGGAUUAAGAGAUCCAAAUAUAGAGGUGGAAAUUUAUACAAGCAAAUAUCAGGCUCCAAUUUCAAGUAUUAGUAUUGGUGUUAAAGUUAGUUAUCCAGCAUUAUUCGUUUACAUAGAAAUUGUACAUGAUAAUAUUACAAGUUAUACAUUAUCAGAUAAUGGUUUUAUACAAACUGAUCCAAUUAAAAUGAUUUAUUUAGAAUGUAGAAUCUGA